Messenger RNA from Condylostylus longicornis, 2206 nucleotides. Its product is annotated as dual specificity protein phosphatase 18-like. Gene Ontology annotation, molecular function: protein tyrosine/serine/threonine phosphatase activity. Gene Ontology annotation, biological process: protein dephosphorylation. The transcript has 2 exons. Gene Ontology annotation, cellular component: cytoplasm. Bases 572 to 1315 code for a protein of 247 amino acids. The record is from RefSeq and is a predicted model, not a curated record. Lineage: Eukaryota; Metazoa; Arthropoda; Insecta; Diptera; Dolichopodidae.
GCAAAAUUGAGAAUUUCAAACAGAACGCUUUUGAAAAUAAACUUGAAAAGAACAAAAUAUAAAAAAAUAAUAACAAACUGAAUAAAAUAUUAAACGCUCGCAGAAAAUAAAAAAAAAUAACAGAAAUUCAUACCUUAUAAUAGUCGGUACUACUACAUACUGCUCUCUUUUUUUUUCGUAAAAAUUAAAUGAAAAAGAAAUAAAAAGUGGUUAUAAUCAGUCAAUAAGAAGACUUCGUAAAGAACGGUAGCAAACCAAGAAAAACUCAAAGUUAUAAAUUAAAUUUUAAAAAUCUCAUAAAAAUUUAAAGAAAAAACAAAAAUUAAAUUUAUUUUUUGAAUUCUACAAAAAAAAAAAAAAUCGAUCAGAAAGUAAAAAAAAAAGUUACUGUCAAAUAAAGAAAAAUUUUUGUGAAAUAUUUUUCAAUUUUAUUCAACAAUUUCUUAUAAAAUUUAUUAAAAACACAAAAUAAAAUAAAUCAAUUAUUUGAAUCAAAAACAAAAUAUUACAAAAAAAAAAAUACACCGGUGGAACUUACAUAAUAAUAAAAGUAAAAAUAAUAAUAAACAAAAUGAAGGUAAUAACAAUUACUGCUAAUCCUUUAUCAUCUUCAACACCAUCAGCUCGUAAAGCUGAAACUGUUAUCACUGAAAUUGAUACAACAACCAGUAAAUCAACAGAAAUUCAAGAUAUUCUAAAAGCAUGUGAAAAUCGAGAAAAUUUAUCCGAUGAAAGUUCACAAUUACGUUUUCCUGGUAUAUCAGAAAUUUUACCAACAUUAUAUUUAUGUGGUGCUGGUGUUGCAAUACCAUCAAUUAUGGAAAAAUUAGAUAUUAAAUGUGUUGUUAAUGUUGCACCAGAAUUACCAGAUACACCAUUACCAAAUAAUAAACCAGUAUAUUUACGUGUUAAUGUUUAUGAUCGUCGUGAUGCUGAUUUAAAAACAUAUUUUGAUGAAGUUGCUGAUUUAAUUGAAGAAGUACGUCAAACAAAUGGUAAAUCAUUAGUACAUUGUGUUGCUGGUGUUAGCCGAUCAGCUUCAUUAUGUAUUGCAUAUUUAAUAAAACAUAUGAAAAUGUCAUUAAGAGAUGCAUAUUUACAUGUUAAAAAUGCACGUCCACAAAUUCGUCCAAAUUUAGGAUUCUUUCAACAAUUAUUAGAAUAUGAAGAAGAAUUACGUGGUGAAAAAUCAGUUAAAAUGAUUUUUGUUAAAUCAUUGGAUCGUGAAAUACCAGAUGUUUUUGAACCAGAAUAUAGAGCAAUGGAAGAAUUUUAUCAAAAAUGUAGACGACAUUAUGAAACAAUUAGAAGAUAAAUGUAUAAUGAAUAAAAUUUAUACAUACAUUAUUAUAUGUAUAAUAUAAUAUAUAAUAUAAUAUAAUAUAAUAAGUAUAUAUUAUCUAUUAAAAAUUUAUAAGUAUAAUAAAAUUUAGAAUAUUAAGGAACAUCAUUAAAAAAAAAAAAAAGAAUUUUUGCAAAAAAUAUUAAGUAUAUAAUAACGGUACACAGUUAUAAUUUUAACUUUUUAUUUAUUAAUUACUGUUAUAUAAAAAAUAUUUUAAUAUAGGUAUUCUAGAAAUCAUACACAACAUAAAUAUAUACGAGUAUAUUAUCUUAGACGCAUCAAUAAUGUGUUAUUAUUCAAAAUUUUGCAUUGAAAUUCAAAUUUCUGAAAAUUGUAAUGCUUGCGAAUAAUAUCGCCAUUACUAGAAAGGAUGCGUCUAAGUGAAUUAAAUACGAUUGUUUAAUUACUUUGUAAAACAAUGAUUUCUGCCAUAACUAAAUAAAAACAUGCAAAAAUUUAUCAAAAUUAUAUUGUAUAAAAAUUUAGUAUCAUUUUAGUAUUGUACAUUUCUGUGAAACUAGUUAAUAAGUUAUUUAAGAGUUUUAAUUAUAUGUUACGAAAAUGUUAUGAAUUUUGAGUGAAAUUAAUUUUUAUCUUAAUUUUUUAAAUGUUUUAUUGUUAUAAUUUAUUUAUUUAUAAUUUAUUAUUUUUUAAUAAGUGAGAUUGGUCUUGUGUAUAUAAAAUUUCUGUGAUCACAGUUAUUUUAAUUUUUGUUUUUUUUUUUUUGGCCUUAAGUAGAUAUAUAUAUGAAUUCAUAUAUUUAUAUUGUAUUAUUUUAAGUACACUCUGUAAUUGAAAUGAAUGACAUAAUAAUGUAUAACAAUUAUAUUUUAAAAAUUAAAUAAUUUAAUAAAAUAUACC